This is a messenger RNA of Thamnophis sirtalis, 505 nucleotides long. The record is from RefSeq and is a predicted model, not a curated record. NCBI's taxonomy places the organism in Eukaryota, Metazoa, Chordata, Lepidosauria, Squamata, Natricidae.
AGACUGUAUCCAUACCUUGCACUCCAAAGACACCUGGUUGAAACAAGCUCGAGUGGUGAGGAUUGGAGAAGUGCCUUAUAAGAUGGUGAAAGGUUGUUCCAACCAAGCGAGAAAAGCACGAAUGGCAGAAGCUGCAAAUCGGGACAAAAUGGAUUUGCCAUUGUUUGGUCUCUGGCAGACUGAGAAAUACCAGCCACCUCUGGCUGUUGAUGGAAGGGUUCCUCGGAAUGAGUUUGGGAAUGUCUAUCUCUUCCAACCCUGCAUGUUACCAAUAGGCUGUGUGCAGCUAAAUCUUCCUAGCCUUCAUAGAGUGGCCCGUAAACUAGAUAUUGACUGUGUUCCAGCUGUUACAGGAUUUGAUUUUCAUGGUGGUUACUCUCAUCCUGUGUAAGUCAUAAACUUACUAUCUGAUUUUACUAGGAUAUACAAUGGUCCUUUGUGCUACUUAGUAAUACAGUUGUGUUGGAUUUACUUAGCAUACAUGGUUAUGGAUAAUAUUACAGAA